AUGCCCUUCAUUCACUUGUGCCCACGUCACACCCGUUACGUUACGACCCCCUUCCCUCCCACCGCCUCCCUUUACGACCGUCCGAAGGGGAUAUCCCAUCACACGUUUGAUCCCGGUUUAGGAUCAUCUCCAUGCACUAAAAACGUGACCGAACACAAGCAAGAAUCGGAAGGAGAGCGUCUGAAAACUUGGAGCAAAUAUACUGUACCCAAAUCUACAAAGCAAAGGAUUAGAAAGUUUGAUGUAUUGACUCUUUGGUCGAAUUCCUCGUCGCACUUUUCCUGUCCGUGUUGCAAAGUGUAG
Messenger RNA from Necator americanus (New World hookworm), 303 nucleotides. RefSeq lists its product as uncharacterized. Lineage: Eukaryota; Metazoa; Nematoda; Chromadorea; Rhabditida; Ancylostomatidae. The transcript has 2 exons. The record is from RefSeq and is a predicted model, not a curated record. The coding region runs from base 1 to 303 and encodes 100 amino acids.